AUGGUCAUCUGCUUCAUGUACCUGAUCAUGACGAAGCGCCUGUCGGCGCUGGUUGCAUUGAUCCUCAUCCCCAUCCUUUUCGCCUUGAUCGGCGGGCAUUACGCCGGCCUCGGCGCCAUGAUGCUCGACGGCGUCAAGACCCUUGCCCCCACCGGGGUGAUGCUGACCUUUUCGAUUCUCUAUUUCGGCAUCAUGAUUGACGCAGGACUCUUUGAUGGGCUCGUGCGCUUCAUCCUGAAAAUGGUGAAAGGCGACCCUCUCAAGGUUUCGGUUGGCACUGCGGCGCUGACAAUGCUGGUCUCGCUGGACGGAGACAGCUCGACCACUUACAUGAUUGCGUGCGCCGCGUUCCUGCCGCUUUACCAGCGCCUGGGCAUGAGUGUGCUGGGCAUGACAUGCCUGGUGAACAUCGCCAGCGGCAUCAUGAACAUUUCGCCCUGGGGCGGCCCUACAGCACGUGCGGCGGCGGCAUUGCAUGUGGACGCCAUGGCGAUUUUCCUGCCGAUGAUCCCUGCCAUGCUGAUGGGCGCUGCCUGCCUGAUCUUCACAGCCGUCGUCAUCGGACGCGGCGAGCGGGCUCGCCUUGGCAUCCUUCAUCUGGAUGACUUCCACAAGGGUUCGGUGACGCUGGGGAAUGGGUCGACUGAAGAAUGCGAUGAGAAUCGUCGCCCCAGGAUGUUCUGGCCAAAUCUGAUUCUGACGUUAGGCUUGAUCGCGUGCCUGAUCGCAGGAGCCAUGCCAAUCCAGAUCCUGUUUAUGGUGGGCUUCGCAAUUGCCAUCAUGCUCAACUAUCCGACAAUCGAAGAGCAAAAAGCGCGAAUUUCCGCCCAUGCGACCAACGUGCUGGCCGUCACCGCCGUCAUCUUUGCCGCCGGUAUUUUCACCGGAAUUCUUUCCGGCACCGGCAUGGUUGACGCCAUGGCCAAGAGCUUGCUGCAGGUGAUCCCGCCCGCGCUCGGGCCGUUCCUGGCCGUGUUCACCGCGCUGGUCAGCUUGCCGUUUACCUUCUUUAUGUCCAACGAUGCGUUCUACUUCGGCAUUCUGCCGGUGAUCGCCCAAACGGCAGCGCAGUACGGGAUAACACCGCUGGAAAUUGCACGCGCCUCGGUUGUGGGUCAGCCGGUGCAUCUGCUCAGCCCCCUGGUUCCGUCACUUUAUCUACUCGUGGCAUUGGCGAAGGUGGACCUUGGCGACCAUCAGCGCUUUGCGCUCAAGUGGGCCAUCCUGGCGAGUUUGGGCCUUCUGGCAGGCGGCCUUCUGUUUGGGGCAUUCCCGUUUUAUCAAGUCCGC
Messenger RNA from Mesorhabditis spiculigera, 1290 nucleotides. The record is from the annotation of a GenBank genome assembly. Lineage: Eukaryota; Metazoa; Nematoda; Chromadorea; Rhabditida; Rhabditidae.